Molecule: messenger RNA, 2436 nt
Organism: Melanotaenia boesemani (Boeseman's rainbowfish)
Lineage: Eukaryota; Metazoa; Chordata; Actinopteri; Atheriniformes; Melanotaeniidae
Gene: trim45
Product: tripartite motif containing 45
Exons: 8
Coding region: 274-2031 (585 amino acids)
Biological process (GO): positive regulation of DNA-templated transcription
Cellular component (GO): nucleoplasm; chromatin
Molecular function (GO): zinc ion binding; ubiquitin-protein transferase activity; protein binding
Source: RefSeq, a predicted model, not a curated record
GUGAGGUGUCGUAUUUCCCAUGCAGCUUUGAACGCAGCACACUUUUCCUCGGGAAAAGUUUAAUUAGAAAGGUGAAAAGGUAAUAAAAGACAAGAAUUCUGAGCUUUUCCACAGUCAAAGUUUGGAACAUCGACAAUUUAGUAUUAUUAUGCAAAUGAAAUGUUAUAAGAAAGUUUUAUUUUACCUUUAAAAACUUUGAGGAGCUCGGUAAGUUCCGCGGUGGGUUUAACUGCUUUGUUUUUCGAACAAUUAGUCACAAAAAAAAAACAGAAAAUGUCGCAGCCUGAACAGAAAGAAACAGCAGAGAAACCAGAACUAAACUCAGAACCAGAACAAAAAACCGUGUCGGUGAAUCCCAGAGCGGUUUGUAACGUGUGUAAACGCUUGUACCGCGACCCCAAAAUCCUCCCCUGCCUGCACACUUUCUGCUCAGACUGUAUCGGUCAGCUGGAGCCCUUCUGCGGUUCUCCACGUAGCUGCCGCCUUGACGGCGACGGCAAGAGCGGUGAGGCGGCGGAUGCGAACCGAGCCGCCAUCGCGGUACUUUGUCCGGACUGCGACUCCGAGGUGGACAUCCCUCAGUCCGGACCGGCAGGGCUGAGUACCGACCACCUGGCCCUUGACGAAGUUUUCCUGGAGACUCUGGUCACAGACGGCUCGCUGGGAUGCGACCUGUGCGGCGAGGGAGAUGCGGAAAGCCGGUGCGAGGUGUGCUGCGUCAACCUGUGUGAGUUCUGCUGCCAAGCGCACAGGCGGCAGAAGCGAACAGCGUCUCACUCAGUUCAGGCUCUGGAGGACCUGAAGGCUCGCGGUCGUCUCUGCCGUCCCGUCCUCUGCCCCCUCCACCCCGGCCAGGAGCUCAGGCUCUUCUGUCAGCCAUGCGACCUCCCUGUGUGUUUGGAAUGCGCUGCCACAUUGCACCGUGACCACUACUGCUGUCCCACACACGAUGUCAUUGAUCGUCAUGGUGACCGCAUCCGAGAGCUGGUCAACGCAUGUCUGCGACCUCGCUUGGAGCGGCUGGAGGAGUUGCUGCAGAAGGUGGAAACUUCUCAAGAGACUUUGCAGGUACGAGUGGACACAACAGCCAAUGAGAUCAGGGUGUUUGCAAGAGGCUAUGCCAGCGCUGUGGAGGCCCACUGUCUUUCUCUGCUCCGUCGCCUGGAGGAGCUGCGGGUCCAACGCAGGAACCACCUCCACCUGCAGAGGGCGCAGCUGCAGCAGGCCCUGCUGGACGUCCGAGGCAGUGUGGAGUUUGCAGAGCGUCUGCUGAGCUGCGGGUCUGAGGCUGAAAUCCUCAGCACCAAAGGGGUGACCCUGAGAAGACUCACCAGCCUGGUAGAGAGCAGUUAUGACCCCCACCCAGCAACAGUUGCCCCAGACGAUGGUAGCAGUAUUUGUUUUUUGCCAAGGGAACCCGCAGGACAGGUGGAGGGUUACCCUGUGGUUGGGGUGGUCAACUCUAAGGUGGUGGACGUCAGCAGGUGCACCAUAGAGGGAGAAGGUUUGCAUCAGGGCCAAGAGGGCCAGCGGAGCCACUUCACCCUGGUGUGCCGAGACUCAGCCGGAGAGCAGAUGGCUCGAGGUGGAGAGCACGUCCUCGUCAGCAUCGUCCACAAAGAGAAGAAAAGCUGCAAGGUGGAGACAACAGUAGAUGACAACACUGACGGGACUUACCGUGUUUCUUACACACCCGAGGAGCCCGGCGCUUAUUCUGUGUGGGUUUGUGUCAAAGCCCAACAUGUCAAGGGUUCUCCUUUUAUUCUGGAUGUUCAGAGAAAGUUCAGGCAUCACAGCGGGAAGUUUCACUGCUGCUCCUUCUGCUCCAGUGGAGGAGCUAAAGAAGCUCGCUGUGGCUGUCCAGGAACCAUGCCAGGGGGAUUUAAAGGCUGCGGUCACGGACAUAAGGGACAUCCCAGGAAGCCUCAUUGGUCCUGCUGUGGCAGCACCGUGGAGAAGUCAGAGUGUUUGCCUACAAGCGUGUUGGCUGCAGUUUCCCCUCGCAGCCACCUGCGAACUGUGGAGCUCUGAUGUGACGCAGAGACAAGUCGUGUCAAGAUGAUUAAAGUCCAUGAAGGAUGGCAGCAACCGAAAGGUUAGGGCAGCAGGGAGGUAAGCUUCAGGCUGUUAGUGUGAAUCUUGGGCAGACUUUUAAAGGUCAGACAAGGGAAAAGACUCUCGACACAUCGAGUGAGGCAGGACAUCAAAGUCGCUGUGUGUUGUUCACUUCUGCCAAACAUGCUGGUAGCUGUUGGCCUUAUAGUGGUCCAGCUAACAGCUUAGAAAGGAGAAAAGCACAAAUCAACUGCAGUGGAAAAAAAGCAAAAAAAAAAAACACCUCUGUUACUGAGGGAAGACAUCAACCUGCUGUUAAUCUAUCAGGUGCUACAAUCUGAACUAGCAAAAAUGACACGAGUACUUUUUUACAGUUUAAAU